AUGGCUGCUGAUGCGCGCAUCGGCCAGCGGCGGUCCUACGACGGCGUGCUGUGCACUGUCUGGUAUAUCGGCCAGGUCGAGGGCACCACGGGCUCGUGGCUCGGCGUCGAGUGGGACGACCCGACGCGGGGCAAGCAUGACGGGCAUCACAGAGGCGUCCGAUACUUUUCUUGCAAAUCAACGUCGCCUACUGCGGCGUCCUUCAUCCGCCCAACCCGCCCGCAAGACGCGCCUCAGACCUUUGUGUCGGCCCUGCAGCUCAAGUAUGCUUCCGAGGUGACGGCAGACCAGCGCCCCAUCGCCACCCAGAAGCAGGUCAUCAUCUCGGGCAAGGUCGCCGAGGAGGUUGGCUUCGACAAGAUCCGCCGCAAGCUCGCCCAGCUGAGCGAGCUGCAAAUCGUCAUCCUCGACGGCAGCCACAUCGCUUAUGCUUCUCCCCCAAAUGGCCAGGAUGCUGAGCAGCCUAUCAGCCACGUCUGUCCCAAGGUCACCGAGCUCGACCUCAGUCAUAACUUGCUCGAGCGAUUCGAGACUGUCGUGGACAUUUGUUCGGAGCUGGGCUCGUUGAGAAGCCUACGGGUCAGCGGCAACCGCUUCCAGAAUGUGCUCGAGGAUUCCAAGCUUCAAUCGGCCGAGGAGGUGUUUAAAGGCGUUGGAGAGCUCGCCGUGGACGAGACCACUCUCGAAUGGCACGAGAUAUGCCAUAUCGCCUCCAAAUUCCCGUCUCUGAGGACGCUUUACUCCAGCGCCAACCAGCUAUCACGCCUCUCGCUAAUCCCAAUCGCAUCGUUCGCGUCUACGCUUGUUUCUGUGCGCCUAGAGUUCAAUGACUUCACUUCCCUCGCCGACAUUGCUGCGCUCGCCGCUAUUCCCUCUCUCCGCAAUCUCCAUCUCAAGCGCAACCGGAUAUCUGUCAUCACAUCUUCGCCUUCUGACAAGGCACCGGUUUUCACGUCCAACCUCCAAUACCUUGAUGCCUCGUACAACCAAGUUGCCUCCUGGUCAUUUGUUGACUCUCUCCCCCUAUCGUUUCCCGGGCUCACCGCUCUUCGCUUCUCCCACAAUCCAAUCUAUGAAAACGCCGAGCUUGAUAGUCAGGACCCCGCCGGUUCUCGUGAAAACAAAGGCAGCAAGACAGAUAAAGCGUAUAUGCUGCUCGUUGCCCGCCUACCAGCUCUACAGACACUUAACUUCAGCACCGUGACACCCGCCGACCGUGCUGACGCCGAGAUGUUCUAUCUAUCUCAUAUCGCUCGACAGCUCGCCGCCGUCCCGGAGGCUGAUGAGCAUACGGUUCUGUCACGCCACCGUCGGUGGGCUGAGCUGUGCGAGUUGUAUGGCGAGCCAAGUGUGAUACGGCACGCCGAGGUGAACCCCAACUUUCUAGAGGGCAGGCUGAUCGACGUUCAAUUCUACCUCUCAACAACAUCUCAGGACACAUCGCACACUCCACAGGAUUUAGCCAGGAGAGAUGCCAAGAUCCCAAAGUCGUUUGAUCUUUAUACUGUCAAGGGAAUCGCCGGCAAACUGUUUGGUCUGCCUCCACUCAAGCUGCGGUUGAUCUGGGAGACGGGGGAGUGGGAUCCUGUUGCAGGGUUUGAUGACGAAGCUGGUGACAGCAGUGAGGAAGAGGAGCUGGAAGAAGAACGGGAGCGUGCAGAGGAGAAGACAAAAUCGGGGUCGCCAGCCGAAAAGAAAGGCGGAAGAUGGGUCAAGCGCGAAGUUGAGCUCAAGGAUGGGCCACGACAUUUCGGCUACUGCGUUGACGGGCUUGAGGUGAAGAUCAGGGCAGAGAUGAGAUGA
This is a messenger RNA of Lasiosphaeria miniovina, 1803 nucleotides long. Its product is annotated as RNI-like protein. Bases 1 to 1803 code for a protein of 600 amino acids. The transcript is spliced from 3 exons. The record is from RefSeq and is a predicted model, not a curated record. Gene Ontology annotation, molecular function: protein binding. NCBI's taxonomy places the organism in Eukaryota, Fungi, Ascomycota, Sordariomycetes, Sordariales, Lasiosphaeriaceae.